AAGACAGCUAACAUUUCAACAUUUUCAGUCCUCUUAAAAAACACAUUUUCAGCGCGUUUGGAUUUGCCACACAAGGAACCUAUGCGGGUAACCUUGUAAUAGCGUAUUUAAACUACAUAUCCCAAAAUGCAAAUGCGCUGCUUGGUUAGUUUUGCUUCCGGGUCGCAUGGAAGAAACGUUGUGGACUGAUUUGGGUAAAACGUGGAUUAUUGCAAGUAAAACUCGCUUUAAAGGAUCCACACGGAGUCCACAUGAGAUGCGUCUUGUUUUAUAAGCACGUGUCUUCAUACCUGCCGGGAUGGAUCUUGGUAAGGCAAAGCUGCUUAGGACGGGUCUCAACACCCUGCACCAAGCCAUUCACCCCGUGCAUGGGAUAGCAUGGACGGACGGCAAGCAGGUCUGCCUGACCUCUCUCUUCUUCGUCAACGGCGAGGUGAAGUUCGGGGACACCAACGUCAUAGGACAGUUUGAGCACGUCUUCGGGCUCUUCUGGGGCCCGCUGUGCUGCUCCGACUCCCCAGCCCUGCUGGCUGUUCAGCACAAGAAGCAUGUCACUGUGUGGCAGCUCCAGCUCAGCGCCCUGGAGCAGAACAAGCUGCUGUGCACUCAAACCUGCGAGAUGAGCGAGCCUUUCCCCUUGCUCUCACAGGGCUGUGUGUGGCAUCCUAAAGUGGACAUUCUGGCCGUGCUGACCAAGAGGGACGCGUCUGUGCUAUUUUCUGUCAGGGUGGACAACAGGAGAAUCAAAGCUGACAUAAAAGGGAGCGGACUCAUCCACUGUGCAUGCUGGACUAAGGAUGGCACACGCCUGGUGGUGUCAAUCGGCAGUGCUCUGCACUCCUACAUCUGGAACGACAUCCAGAAGAGUCUGGUGGCCUGCUCUUUCUGCCCAAUCUUCGAUGUUGGAGGCUACAUUUGUGCCAUCGAGUCCACGGCUGAGGCACAAGUCGCUGUGGCCACAGAGCUACCUCUGGACAAAAUCUGUGGAUUAAAUGCAGGCAUGGCUUUCGAUAUGCCGCCAGAGCCAGGGUCCCCGCAGAGCCCACAUGCUGUGAGGCCGGAUGACGACAGCCUCCUGGACGUGAGACGCAGAUCCUUUGACUCUGAGCGGUCCUACAUCCCCAGCUCAGGCCCUUUGGACCUCACCCACCUCCUGUCAAGGCACCGCCGCUCUGACCCCAGCCCGCUCAUCCACCUGCGACGCAGAGACACGUUGACCGGCUCCGGACAGGACUCCUCGCACCUCAUCCUGGUCACAUAUGAGCGCAAAGUCACUACCACCCGCAAGGUCAGCAUCCCUGGGAUUCUGGUCCCAGACAUCUUUGCUUUCGACCCGCGCGGCUCCACAGUUGCGGUGGCCUCCAACACCUGCAACAUGGUGCUUGUGUACUGCAUCACAGCCUCUGCGAUGCCGAACAUUCAGCAGAUCUCGCUGCAGACGAAUGAGAGGCCUAAAGGAGUCUGCUUCCUCAGUGACAAGAUGCUGCUGUUGAUGGUGGGCAGGCAGAAGUCCAACGACCCUGCAUUCCUCCCGUCAUCUAACACCGAUAAAUACAUUCUCCGUCUCGUAGCCAAAGAGUUGAUCAAUGAAGAGACUCCAAUUACACCACCCCCCUCCACCCACAGCCAUGAGCCUCCUGCUAAUUUACGCGCUGGGAUUAGGAGGCACUCUGAGAACUCUAAGGACGACAGGGAGCGCCCAGGGAUAAAGGACUUGGUGCUACCGGGAGGGGGAGUAUUUCGAUCGCCGAGGAACAGGCGGAAGCUGGUGGAGGAGGUUCGGAGCAGCGAGCCCAGCCCCGUCACCAGCUCCGUGGACUCCUCUGACCAGGCAUCGGACAGAGCCAUCUCCAGUGCCUCCUCCGUCACCGUGGAGAACUUCGACAUGGACCACAUCAACCGCAUGACCAACCUGGCGGUGGCCGGCCAGGCCAGCAGGGACUCAAGCCGGGCCAGCUCUCCGCGCUUCGAGCCGUCGGACAAGCUCCAUGCCGAGCAGACGCUGCCCAUGCUCGAGAAGACGCCGGCCCCCGCCAAGGAGCGUGCGAUGGAGCAGCUCGGCAACAACAUGGAGAGGCUUUUUACUCGCUUUGCAGACGUUCAGCAGUGCCUGACAGAAAUCAGAGAUUACACCCAGAAUGGAAAGAAGGCCCUGACCGUGUACCCCAAUGCCUCUGAACCCCCCUACGCCAAUGUCACAUGUCAGAAGCAGUUAUCAGAAAAUGUGUUCAUCGAUGAGCGGAGGCCAGUGCUGCUGUGUGAUGGGAGGCUUUGCCUGCGCACACUCAAAGACCUCUUCAACCUGACCAUAGUGGAGAUGAUGUAUGGCCCACUGUGGAUUGUACUUGUGGCAGACGCAGACGGCUUUGUGCCCCUGACGUUCAAGCCCAAAGAGGAGCUCACUGUGCGGAAUGGGAAGCGAAAAACGAACCUGCGGACUCCCUCGAGUCCAGAGACCUCUUGCCCAUCCAGUCCAGCCCCAGGCGGAAACCCCAGCACAUACCCAGAGGCCUCGACGUAGUUGGUGUCUCUUAACACACCCACUUCAGUACAUGGACUUGUACAGACAUUGUUUAAAUAUCAUUGGCUUGAUCCAAAUACGCAGAGCGAACAGACCACACAAAUAUGCAAAAACUCAGAUAAGCAGAAAUGUAUGUCAAAUUUAUUUUUGUAUGUAAAAACAAAAGUGAUAUGAAAAAGGCUGCCUGUUGAGAUGUGAUGUUAACAUGUCACGGCUUUGAAAUGAAACUAGUCUGAGCACUGAGCCAUGUUUUUUCUUUUUUUAAGCAGUGCUGUUAUUGAAGCAGGACACCUGCUGUGCUGUGAUGGCUCCUCGCAAACAGCUUUGAGUGCUGUAUGUUUUAGAGUUGAUGAAAAUAUUCUGAGAACUGAGAUAGGCUAUUGUAUGAUGUAAAUGGUUUUGUAAUUUACUGGAGAAUUGCAGAUAUACCCAUAUCCAUCAUAUUCAUUAUAAAAUAAGGUGUAUACAAAUGCAGAGUUUCUGAUUCUCGAUUAGCACUUGGAAUAGGUUAUUAUUUAAUUGACCAACCCUCUCUGAGGUGUUAGGCACAUACAACAUGCUCAUGAGAUUUCCUCCUUUAUUUACGUUAUCACAGUAACUCAGCUGAGGACUAGAGGGGGCGCUACUCAACACAUUCCAUGGCUGUGCAGUCAAGUCUUGUCAUGGAAGACAAAAAAAAAAAUACAGAGAAAAUGUAUUUUGUCGUUAGCCUUGUAAAUAUAAAAUUUGUAUAACUUGUGUUUUA
Platichthys flesus (European flounder) is the source of this 3266-nucleotide messenger RNA. It is a transcript of the gene wdcp, whose product is annotated as WD repeat and coiled coil containing. The coding region runs from base 299 to 2521 and encodes 740 amino acids. Gene Ontology annotation, molecular function: kinase binding. The record is from RefSeq and is a predicted model, not a curated record. The transcript has 4 exons. Lineage: Eukaryota; Metazoa; Chordata; Actinopteri; Pleuronectiformes; Pleuronectidae.